Messenger RNA from Manduca sexta (tobacco hornworm), 4552 nucleotides. RefSeq names its product very low-density lipoprotein receptor-like. The record is from RefSeq and is a predicted model, not a curated record. Bases 173 to 1789 code for a protein of 538 amino acids. The transcript has 10 exons. Gene Ontology annotation, cellular component: plasma membrane. NCBI's taxonomy places the organism in Eukaryota, Metazoa, Arthropoda, Insecta, Lepidoptera, Sphingidae. Gene Ontology annotation, molecular function: protein binding.
CCCGACGCGUCGCGAUCGCUCGUGGUUUUCCCAAAUCUAUAAUAACUUACCGCUUUUUUUACUUUAAUGUUUAUAUUUAUACUCCGCUGUACAAACUAGCAUUACAGUUGUUUUCUACCUUUUGUCUAGUCCUUCAUGAGUGAAUGUUUUAUAUCUAAGUGAUUUGUUUACAAUGUAUACGGAUUUAUUUUUUAUCGUUUUGGCCACAGUGCCAGCCCUCACGUCAGUGUUAAAAGAAGAAAUUAACUAUUGCAGCCCCGACGAGUUCUCCUGCGGCGACGGCUCGUGCGUGAGCUUCAGCGCGUUUUGCGACGGCAAGCGAGACUGCUUCAACGGAGCUGACGAAGCCUGUACUAUUGGAGAAAAUGCGCUGAGUACUGACACAGUCCUGAAUCGAUCAAGAAGACAGCUCUCUAAUUGUCGGAUUAGCCAAUGGCAGUGCAAAGACGGGUCGUGUAUAAAUUUCGAUGGGAAAUGCGACGGUAUCGUGGACUGCCCCGACGCGAGCGACGAGACGCACGCCCUCUGCAGGGAGCGACAAUGUCAGUACAACUGGUUCCGCUGCACGUACGGCGCGUGCGUGGACGGCACCGCGCCCUGCAACGGCGUGCAGGACUGCGCCGACAACUCCGACGAGCUUCUGCCGCGCUGCAGGAACGAGACCGAGGAGAUCAGGGGUCAGUUCAAAUGUCUCGACGGGCGUUUCAUAGCGGCAUACAAACACUGCGACGGUGUGGCGGACUGUGCGGACGGAUCCGAUGAGACCCUCAGAUCCUGCGCGGGGAAGACCUGCCUGUCCUAUUUGUUCCAGUGCGCGUACGGAGCGUGCGUGGACAAAGACUCUGACUGCAAUGGCAUUCGCGAAUGCGUUGAUGGCUCCGACGAAGCGGAUGACCUUUGCGCUGACAGAAAUACAAGCGUCCAACCGGUUAAGGAAGGCGCAUGCGUGCUACCAGAGUACCCCGAGCACGGCGGAUACGUAGUUUCCGGUAUGAAGAACGCGAAACCAGGAAUGAGCUUUGAGUUUGUAUCGCUAAACUACACCUGCAACAAGGGCUACGGGAUCCUGGGCAGGAAUGACGUCACUUGCACCAACGGCUGGUGGAAUUUCACUCCACUACCGAAAUGUACACGUUUCUGCCAUCUGAAGGAACACGUGAGCGUGGAAUACAAAUGCGUACUCUCAGGAAGCAGUCAAGGGUUCAGAACCUGCAACGAAUACGAACCGGAUGGCACCCUGGUGCAGCCGGAGUGUCGCAAGCCCAACUACUACUCCGAGACCACAUUUCGCUACAUGAGUUGUAUUGGGGCCGUUGGAGCCUGGAAUUACGUCGCCAAGUGCAUACCAGGUUUGGUCAAAAACGGCACAAAUAUUACCGUUAUUGUUAAGGAUAAAGUUGAAGUAUUUGUUAGCAAUUUCCAGUAUGCAAGUCCAAAUUCCUCUAGUGAAAAUAAUGUUGAAUACGCAAUAGACGAAGGUGACUGGAGAAUAGGAACUGUUACAAAACCACAAAUAAAUGGACAAGCUGGUGUUGUAAGGCCUUAUGGUGAAAAUAAUGACGAUGGGAUUCCACAUAGACUACCAGUAAGACCAUCUGACAAAAAUAACAUUUUGGAAAUACUACAAAGGCUUCCAACAGCAACGACGCAAAAAAAUAAUAAUAUAGACGUCCCAGUGGCAGCCAGUCCCAACAUUACCAAUCCCGCCAAUAUCAAUUUUAAUAUUAUAAAUAGCACCGUUUUUGUGACCCAAGAUCCGUACAAAGACAAAAUUUUCUUUAGAGAUUAAAGUUAAAAUUUAGGUACACAACAAGCAAAAUAAAUAAUGAACAAUUUUGUAAUUCAAAAUAAAUAACCAUUUCGAUAACCAAGUAGGAAGAAAAAGUGCAUACAAGCUUAUUAAUUGUUGGUACACAUGUUUAUUUGCUGCAAUGUAACUCAUAAUAUAUGGCCGAACGUUUACGCAACCAAAGAGUUCAGUAUUCUUAUAGAUAUCUUAUUCAAUUAUACAUAGAUAUAACGCGUCGUUCUUCUUCCAAGACUUAACUGUGGAUUGAUCCUUCACGGAAUCCAGAAGGACUACGCUUUGUGAAGUUAGUUAUAAUUCUUAUGAAGAGUCCCCAUCGCGGGUUUUAGACAGACAAUUUGGCGCUAGAUUAUUUUUAACGCAUCUGAUGAUUGCAUGCCUUUUCUGGCUUUUCGAAGUUACAUGGGUAUUAAUUAUUAAGCUUAUUAUUUUAACAGUUAAGAAAAAAAUAUGCAGGUACUUGUGAGUGCUCGAUAUGACUUCCGAAGGUACGUGAAUACGCCAAAUUUUUUGUUUUUUUUCGCGGUAAGGUCCCUUAAUACUUCCGCCCAGACUUGUUGGGGGCGUCUGAGCAGUUAUGUUGGGGUAACCGUUGUUACAGCCGGGCGAAAAGCCGUCCGGACUUGAUCGAGACCUUCAGGUGGCUGCCGAGCCGAGUCCCUAACCCUAUGUACAACUAACCUACGCAACGGCCUACCAACUAAAACUCCGCGGUGGCCCUUUUCGGUGCAUUAGGGACGGCUGCAGGCUUCCUCUGACGCAUAGUGUCUAAGUCUUCGUCCGCAGCCGCCCCUGGGUGGUGCCGCCUAGCGGCUCUUCUCCUAUAGAGGGUGGGAGGGCGGCGGCUCAGAAGCCCCCACGCUACGAAAGGCGCCCUCGGUGUCAACAGCAGCAUGAGGCACACCACCGUCCAUCCCGGGGGUCAAUCGAAGUGUGCAAAGAUCCACAAAACGUACUAGAACGGACAGCCUGCUGUCCGCCGAAAACCCCCUUCGUGGCCCUUAUGAGUCGCCUCUUACGACAGACAGGGGAUACCGUGGUGGAAUUCUCCAAACGCCCCCAUUCCACAGGGCGAAGUGAAUACGCCAACCUCCGUUGAGUUAUCGUGGUACUUAAAGUCCUAAACCCUCGAAAUAAAACUAUUUACAGAUUUUAUCGCGGUUAUACAUAUUACUAUUUUCUCCUAACAUUUAAAAAACUUUGCAACCUUCAUGGUCACGAGAUGAACUAAAUUUUUUUUUGCUGUUGUCGGUCUGUUCGACGCGGAAUGAGCUCAGUGUCUUGAAGUCUGACGCCGGUCUUUUGGGUUCCGUAAAUAGUUUUAUUUCAAUGUCUAACAUUUGCGUAAACAUAAGAAAGCAUUGUCCUAAACCUUCGGUAGUAGAGGAACUCUCGCCCAGAAGACAGUAUAUAUUACAAAACUCAGAGGCAGCUCUAGCUCAUGUGCCGCCCCUGUGCAAGAAAUUCCUUGGAGCCCCCUAGGAGACUACAUUGUCUCUUUAAUAAAUUUUAAAAUAUUACAUCAAACGUUAUUGUAUAAAUUAAAGCCUUAACAAGGGCGCAGAUUGCUUGAAAGCGCCAGUGCCGCGAGCGACACAUGUGUCUUUGAACGUGUCGCGAGCGUCGCUCGGCGCCCCCUAACACGCUGCACCCGUGUGUAGCGCACACCCUGCAGAAUAGGUAAAGCCGCUUUUGACAAAACUAGUAAUAUAAAUAUAAGUAAUUAAUAUAAAUGAUUGGGGGUGCAAUCAUUUCUCUCACUUAAUUCCCUUUUAUGUUCCUUCCAAACCCACCCAAGCUUCCUCUUGUAGCUGUGUGGGUAAUAAGGCGCAGUGGUGUCAUAUUUGGAACUCGUCACCAAAAAUAGACUAUAAUAUAUACUAUUGAAUAGAGCAAAAUAUUUAUUGUUAAGUUUAUGUCCUCUGAGAAAUCAAUAGACCACAGGUAGCUAUUAUCAUUAAUAAUGUAAGGUAGCAAAUAGAAUUAUUUAUUAUUGUUUAUACGAAUUAUAAUAAUGGCUGUGUAUUUUAUGUUUCCUGUGCUAUAAAUAUAAUUAAAAAUAAAAUGUGUACACCAUAUUACUUGCUUUAACAGCAUUGGUUCUGCGAUCUUGGUUGCCACAUGCUAAUGGAGACAAAAUAUACAAGCAUUUUCAAUAAAAAAUCCGAAUCUCAAUCUUCAAUGAGAUUCCAGAAAUGAAUCGAUCAAAAUAAACCAUUUGUAAGCGUCAAAAUAAUCCCUGGUAUGAUUGGUUCAUUUUAGAGACAAAUCGAAAAAAACGAUUGAGAUCAUUUAUUGAAAAUGAUGGUUAGUAAAAUAAACCGAAAAUAAACAUCGUGUAGAUAAUUUACAUUUAAAACACACACACUCUUUUUCUACUAAUGGGUCAAUUAUGGCCAACUUGAUUUGAAAAUGAAAUUAGGAUAAUAAAUAUUUUUUUUUAAAUUAAGAUACGUGUUCACAGACCUUUCUCGAAUUGAAUUACCAUAUUAUGUUAGUUUUUAACGAUAGCCAUCGAUAUUUUUAGUUGUGUUCAAUGUUCCAUAAAAUUUGUUUUAGUUAUGAGACGGGUCACUCCUGACCCGCUGAAACAUUGACGGGUCAUUCCUGACCCGCUGAAACAUUGACGGGUCAUUCCUGACCCGCUGAAACAUUGACGGGUCAGAAGUGACCCACUGAAGCUGUAAAGCUUAAUUUACGGCCAAAACUCAAUGUAAUGUUAAAAGGAUGGAUGAUUGGAUAAAA